GCCCGUCCCUCACCGCCCCGGGCCGAGCCGCAGGACUUGAAGGCGUGGCGAGAGCGGCUGCGGGAGAAGGCCUCUGGUGGUUUUAGGAACUUUCCUGCAAGUAACGCAGCAGGUAUCUGAAUAGGUUUUCCUCCAGGUGCUGUUGAGGAAGGUGCCUAUGGAAUGUAACUAAUUCCAGUGCCUGCUCGAGGGCUCUCUGCUGUGCCUGUCUCUCUAGUCAGCCUAUGAGCAGCUGCGGUGUGGAAGCCAGGCAGACCCGUUCUGCAAGUGUGUGCCUUCCUGUCAGCUAUGUGUUGGACAUCCCUGGAGAGACAGCUGAGGAGACCUAGAGAAGCAAAGAACCAAAGCUGGGCAGGACUGGAGUAUAAAAAUCAGUAAGGAGGAAUUUAGUCAUAAAAAAUUACAACCGUAGCAAGGUAAUCAUCAGCGUUACUGGGAGUGGCCUCACAAACUGGGAACCGGCAGCCGGAGAGCUUCAGGAAAAGACAACCGCAGGGCACGGGAAGCGGUUUCAUUCAGUGCAGGAAGUGGGGGUUGGAGACCUGCUUGAUUGUAGCUGAGCAUGGCAGUGGAUGUGAAAGGAUUCUCACGGAUGCUGCUGGAGUGCAAUAGCAAUGACAAGCUGUGUGUUGUGCGUGAAUAUCAAAUGGAAGUGAUCGUUGUCCCAGUUCUCCUGGUGGGAUUUUUUGUCAUUGUGCUCACUGUGAUCCUUUGGCUUCACUGCCGUGGCCUGCGAGCAAAGCAUGUGCAAUCAGCACCAGCUAGAGACCAAGUGACGAAAAAGAAUCAGGAGGAACUUUGCUCGACAGAAAACUGCUACAUCCAGCUGAGUGAGAGAACUUUGGAGAGCCUGUUAAAUUCUGCAUCCUUGACUCUGAAAGAAUUAGAGAUACCACGAGAGAAACUCUUACCAGACACCUUGCAGCUGAUUAAAGUUGGUGCCUUUGGGAGCAUCUACAGAGCUCAGUUGGAAACUGGGAGCUCUGGGAAGACUAAGACUGUGGUAUUGAAAGCCUUGCAAGACCCAGCUAGUCCCCAGAAAGUAAAGGAUUUUUUGGGAAGGAUUAAAUUCCAUCAUAAUCUUGGCCAUCAUGAGAACCUGGCUGAAUUGGUUGGAUGUUGUAUAGACCAGCUCCCACUUUAUAUGAUCAUGGAAGAUGUGUCUCUUGGUGACUUGCUGACAUUUCUGUGGACAUGUCGGAAGAAUGUAAUGGCAAUGGAUGAUGUCCCCUAUGACCUCACUGAGAGACAGGUAUAUGAGGUUGGACAGCAGGUUGUAGCAGCUCUGGCUUAUCUUGAAGAAAAGAACUUGUUCCAUGGUGACAUUGCUGCCAGGAAUGUCCUUCUUCAUCACAACUUCACUGCUAAGCUCUGUGGUUUGGGCCUAGCCUAUGAAACUCACACACGUGGUGCCAGCUCAGACACAUGGAAAGUGCCCGUCAAGUGGCAGGCACCAGAGAGGCUCCUGAGAAAACCCCCUACCAUCAAGGCUGACAUAUGGUCUUUUGGAAUUCUACUGUAUGAAAUGAUUACAUUAGGUGCUCCGCCAUAUCCUGAGGUGCCACCUUCUGACAUCUUACCAUACCUGCAGAAACAGAACAUUAUGAAGCAGCCCUCGAGCUGCCAGCAAGCCAUGUACUGCAUCAUGAAGUCCUGCUGGCAGUGGACUGCAGCUCACCGGCCUUCUCCAGCACACCUGUUGUGCUCCCUGAAAACAGCUAUGAAGACCAGCAAUGGGCACACAGUGCUGCAGGUGCCUGAGCCAGUGGUGCCUGAACUCUAUGCUGAUAUUGCUGGUGUUGAUGUGUACAGCCUGGUGAGGGAAUACACGAUCCUCUGAAGGGUCCUUUCGUAUUUUGGUAAAGGAGAAAGAAGUCUCAGUGUUUUCCCUUUCUAAAUGUUUUUCAAGCUGAGAAUGAGGUGUGUAUGUUGGAAGGGGUCCUUUUGUUCUUCAAACAUCUAUAAAAUCUCUCCUCCAUGCCAGACACAAGAAACUGUUAGCAUUAUUGUUAAAUCAUCCUGUUGAUGUCAUUUGGGAAUAAAAUGUUUAGGAAGCUGUAGAAAAUGUAAUGAGAAACUUGAGUUAAAGGAGUGUUAGGUUUGUGUGGCAAGGUUUUGGUGAUGGGGUGGAUUGCAGAGGAGACUUCUGUGAGAAGAUGCCAGAAGCUUCCUCCAGCUCUAUGAUGGACCUACUGCUGGUCAAGGCUGAGCCCUUCAGCAACACUUGUAGCACUGCUGUGAUUAUGUAUUUAAGAAAGUGUAAAAGAUACUGCACAACAGCAGGUGAAAGAGAGGAGUGUGACUGUGAAAGGAACAGCUCUGCAAACACCCAGGGCAGGACAGAAGGAGGGGCAGGACAGAAGGAGAGGCAGGACAGAAGGAGGGGCAGGAGCUGCUCCAGGCUCCAGAGCUGAGAUUCCCCUGAGAUUCUGUGGUGCAGCCCAUGGAGAGGCAGCUGAGCCUCUGCAACCCCUGGAGGAGCCCACACCAGAGCAAGGGGAUGCCUGAAAGAGGCUGUGACUCCAAGGGAAGUCUGUGCUGGAGCAGGGUCCUGGCAGAAUCUGUGGAGAGAGAAGCCCUCACUGGAGAAAGACUGCACCUUAUGGAAAGGGACUCAUGCUGGGACACUUAAUGAAAAACAACCCUUGGGAAGAACUUAUCUUGGAGAAAUUCCUGAAGGACCUAGUCUCCUUUGGAGGGACCCCACACUGGAGCAGGGGAAGAGUGUGAGGAGUCCUCCCCGCAAGGAGGAAGGAGCAGCAGGAACAAUGUGAGAUGAACUGACCAAAACCCCCAUUGUUCCUGCUGGAUGAAAAGAGGUAGAGAAAUUUGGAGUGAAGUUGAGCCUGGGGAGAUGUGGAAGAAAGUGUUUCAAGAUUUGGUUUUAUUUCUCAUUAUACUUCCUAAUUUGAUUAGCAAUAAACUAGUUUUUCCCAAGUUGAGUCUGUUUUGCC
Messenger RNA from Poecile atricapillus (Black-capped chickadee), 2954 nucleotides. RefSeq names its product tyrosine-protein kinase STYK1-like. Gene Ontology annotation, biological process: protein phosphorylation; multicellular organism development; positive regulation of kinase activity. The transcript is spliced from 12 exons. Gene Ontology annotation, molecular function: ATP binding; transmembrane receptor protein tyrosine kinase activity. Bases 563 to 1840 code for a protein of 425 amino acids. The record is from RefSeq and is a predicted model, not a curated record. Lineage: Eukaryota; Metazoa; Chordata; Aves; Passeriformes; Paridae. Gene Ontology annotation, cellular component: signaling receptor complex.